Molecule: messenger RNA, 1569 nt
Organism: Rasamsonia emersonii CBS 393.64
Lineage: Eukaryota; Fungi; Ascomycota; Eurotiomycetes; Eurotiales; Trichocomaceae
Exons: 2
Coding region: 1-1569 (522 amino acids)
Cellular component (GO): nucleus
Molecular function (GO): zinc ion binding; DNA binding
Source: RefSeq, a predicted model, not a curated record
AUGCCUUUAUCUCAAGAAAACCGAAUUCAAAUGGCUAUUGCAGCUUAUAAAAAUCAAAAAGUCAAAUCAAUACUGAAGGCUGCAGAGAUUUUUGGGGUGCCUGAGGCUACCCUUCGCGCUCGCCUUAAAGGAAGACAACCACGCGCAGAAACACGUGCUAAUGGCCAUAGAUUAAAGGCUAUUGAAGAGGAAACACUUAUUCAGCGAUUACUAGAGGCAGAUAAACGAGGUUUUCCAAUUCGGCCAGAGUUUCUGCGUUCAAUGGCACAAAUAUUACUCCGUGAGCGUCUACAGGAUCCUACUGCAGUCCUUGGCAUCAACUGGGCUUAUAAAUUUGUCAAGCGCCAUCCUGAGCUGCGUACAAGAUAUAAUCGAAGGAUUACAUACCAGCGUGCAAAGCAGGAGGAUCCAAGAGUUAUAAUACCAUGGUUUCAAGCUGUACAUGCAGCUAUUCAGGAACAUGGCAUACAUGAAGAUGACAUCUGGAAUUUUGAUGAAACUGGCUUUGCAAUGGGGCUCUGCUCAACCUCCAAGGUUAUUACUGCAGCAGAACGCAGUGAAAGGCCUCGUACAGUCAUCCAGGGAAACCGUGAAUGGGUUACAAUCAUUGAGACUGUGAGCUCAAAGGGGAUUCAUAUACCACCAGUGAUUAUCUUGAAAGCAGCAUCUCAACAGGCUGCUUGGUAUCAAGAACCUACACUUUCCAAAGACUGGUGGAUUGCAACUAGCGAGAAUGGCUGGACAACAGAUGAAAUAGGCCUUCGCUGGUUGAAAGAGGUGUUUGAACCAUAUUCCAGACGCUAUACAACUGAGUUUGAUACUUUCUGCAAGGAGAAUGCAAUUGUCUGUCUUUGCAUGCCUGCACAUGCCUCUCAUCUCCUGCAACCACUUGAUGUUGGUGUUUUUGGCCCGCUUAAGCGCGCGUACGGAAAACUGCUUGAAAAGAGAAUGAUUGCUGGCAACAACCAUAUUGACAAGGAAGACUUUCUAUCCCUAUAUCCAUCUGCUCGUGCAGAAGUGUUUACUCCAGACAAUAUAUGCAAAGGCUUUGCAGGAGCUGGACUUAAGCCACUUGAUAAAGAGCGGGUUCUUGCAAAGAUUACCUUUCAGCUUCGUACGCCAACACCACCAGCUUCAGUUGAAAGUUCAGUCUCCUCUGCUUUUCAAACUCCUCAGAAUCCUCACCAGCUGGAUCACAAGGUUCGCAGCUUGCAAAAAAGCCUUAGUGCAAGAAAGCAAAAGCUUUCUAGCAGCCCAAUGUCUCAUAUUCAUCAUCUUGAAAAGGCCGCGCAGAUGGCAAUGAAUAUGAACCUUCUUCUUCGAGAUGAAAUUAGGACUCUACGAGCUGAGACUGAGCGGAAAACUAGAAAGAAGGCAAGAAGGCGUGCUAUUCUAGGUAAUGAUACCCUUUUAUCUGUACAAGAAGGCCAAAAUCGCAUUCAGCAGCUUGAUACGCAGCUUAAUGAGAAGCUUGAUGAGCCUACACCUAUGCCUCAACGGCGAGCUCCACAACGCUGCAGUGGCUGUGGGACUAUUGGACAUACCAUAAGGAAUUGUCCUAAUAAAUAG